Messenger RNA from Zingiber officinale, 555 nucleotides. The record is from the annotation of a RefSeq genome assembly. Lineage: Eukaryota; Viridiplantae; Streptophyta; Magnoliopsida; Zingiberales; Zingiberaceae.
AUGAAAAAUGUAAUUGAUUCUUUCGUUUACUUGGGCCACUGGCCAUACGCCGGAAGUUUCGGGUUUAAUACCGAUAUUUUAGCAACAAAUCCAAUAAAUCUAAGUGUAGUGCUUGGUGUAUUGAUUUAUUUUGGAAAGGGAGUGUUAAAUGAUUUAUUAGAUAAUCGAAAACAGAGGAUUUUAAGUACUAUUCGAAAUUCGGAAGAAUUACGUAAAGGGGCCGUUGAGCAGCUCGAAAGAGCCCGGACUUGCUUACGUAAAGUGGAAAUAGAAGCAGAUGAGUAUCGAAUGAAUGGAUACUCUGAAAUAGAACGAGAAAAAGUAAAUUUGAUUAAUGCCACUAGUGAUAGUUUGGAACAAUUAGAAAAUUACAAAAAUGAAACGCUUCAUUUUGAACAAGAAAAAGCGAUUAAUCAGGUCCGACAACGAGUUUUCCAACAAGCCUUACAGGGAGCUCUAGGAACUUUGAAUAGUUGCUUGAAUAGUGAGUUACAUUUCCGUAUGAUCCGUGCUAAUAUUCGCAUUCUCGGAGCCAUGCAAAAAAUAACGGAUUAG